This is a messenger RNA of Danio aesculapii, 6085 nucleotides long. RefSeq lists its product as uncharacterized. The coding region runs from base 175 to 1353 and encodes 392 amino acids. Gene Ontology annotation, biological process: regulation of transcription by RNA polymerase II. NCBI's taxonomy places the organism in Eukaryota, Metazoa, Chordata, Actinopteri, Cypriniformes, Danionidae. The record is from RefSeq and is a predicted model, not a curated record. Gene Ontology annotation, molecular function: RNA polymerase II cis-regulatory region sequence-specific DNA binding; DNA-binding transcription factor activity. The transcript has 3 exons.
GGUCUUCCGUUGUUGUUUCCAUAGCUCCUCUGUGUAGGAAGAGAAUCAGUGGAGAAGCCUGGAUGCGCUCAAGUCUGUACACACGAACAAAUGUGGUGGAUAUUUACAUCAUCCUACAGCAGAAAGACAAACUCCAGGAUUGACAGCUGAAAUCUGCAACACACCGUGGUAAAGAUGGAGAUUAUUAAAGUAGAGAUUGAUGACCUGUUUGACCCAGAUUCAUCCAUAAUAAAACAGGAAGAUCCUGAAGAACAAACAGACUGGGAGGAAGACCAGCAGAGUCUUGAACCGGACGAAGUAAAGGAGGAACUUUGCGAAAUCACAACCUCAGACGAAACCGGCAAACAGCUGCACACCUGCUCACAGUGCGGGAAGGGUUUCAAAGACAAGGCGUACCUGAGCAUACACGCCCGAAUCCACACCGGGGAGAAGCCGCACUCCUGCCAUCAGUGCGGGAAGAGCUUUACAGUGGCGUCAAGUCUGAGUUAUCAUCUGCGCGUUCACUCCGGAGAGAAGCCGUUUGACUGCAGCGAGUGCGGUAAAAAGUUCAACUCAUCGUCAACUCUGAAAAACCACAUGAAAGGUCACUCAGGUGAGAAGCCUUAUGUGUGUGCGUUGUGCGGAAAGAGCUUCUCACGACUCAGCAAUUGCAAACUGCAUCAGAAAACGCACAGCGACGUGAGAGAACACGUGUGCUGCGAUUGUGGGAAGAGUUUUACUAGAGUCGCUCUGCUGAAGCAGCACCAAAGGAUUCACACUGGGGAAAGACCAUAUAAGUGUUCAUACUGCGAGAAGAGUUUCACUCAAUCCGGACACCUGAAAGUGCACGAGCGAGCGCACACCGGAGAGAAACCGUACCACUGUAUACCAUGCGGGAAGAGUUUUAAAGACGCAUCCGGCCUCCAUUAUCACAAACACACUCACUCCGGAGAAAAGCCCUUUAAUUGUGAGCACUGCGGUAAGAAGUUUAACUCCUCAUCGCAUCUGAAGUGUCACUUGAACUCUCAUUCGGACGCGAGGCCUUAUGUGUGUUCAGUGUGUGAAAAGACGUUUUCCUGGCUGAACAGUUAUAAGCUACACAUGAAGACGCAUAACGAAGAGAGAGAGCACGUGUGCUGCGAUUGUGGGAAGAGCUUCAUUAGAAUUAGCCUGUUGAAACUCCACCAAAGGGUUCACACUGGAGAAAAACCCUACAAGUGCUCGUGCUGCGACAAGAGUUUCGCUCAGUACGCAAACCUAAAAGUGCACAUGCGCGUUCACACCGGAGAAAUGCCCUAUCACUGCACUCAGUGCGGCGACAGUUUCAGACAUUCAACAAGCCUUCAUAAGCAUAAGAAGAAGUUUUUCCAUUGAGAGAAAAGCUUGGAAAACUAGAAAUAUUUAAAGGAACACUGCACAUUUUCUGGACAUAGGCUUAUUUGACAACUCCCCUAAAGUUAAACUGAUGAUGUAUACUAUUUUGUAAUCCAUUCAGCUUAUUUAUGUGUCUGGCGGGAGCACUUUUAGCUUAGCUUAGCAUAGAUGCUUGAAUCGGAUUAGACCAUUAGCAUCACUCAAAAUUUUCAGAAAAAGAUCAAUCAAUAAUUUUCCUAUUUAAAGUUUGACUCUUCUGUAGUUAAUGGUGUUCUCAGACUGAAGGAAAAUGAAAAAUUGGUAUUUUCUAGGCACAAUAAUAUUACGCAGCACCUGAAAUUAGGAAAUAUCUAUAUUGAUCAAGAAAAUAGUAGCCUUUCAUGUUUUAUUAGGCUUAGUACACGAUGAAACUACAGAAGAGUCAAGCUUUAAAUAAGAAAAUAAUCAAAACACUUUUGAGAGCGAGAUUACUGCCCAGUUUGACCUUUUUUUAAUCCAUUCAGACGAUUUCCAAGUCUGGUGGGAACACUUUUAGCUUAGCUUAGCAUAUAUCAUUGAAUCGGAUUAGACCAUUAGCAUUUCACUCAAAAUUUUCAAAAAAGACUUUUCACGUUUAUUUGGAAAGGACAGUAGAGGUUGCAGACAGGAAAGUAUUGGGAGCAGAGAGACUGGAAGGGUCGCAAAGGGCCUUGAGCCAGGAAUCGAACUCGGGUCGCCGUGAGCAUGUUGGUGCUAUAUGUCCGCGCACUUAACCACUAGGCUAUUGGCACAGACUUCAAAAAAGAUUUAGAUAAUUUUCCUGUUUAACGCUUGACUUUUCCUUACUUGCAUCAUGUACUCAGAUUGACAGAAAAUUAAAAGUUGCUAUUUUCUAUAAUAUAAUAAAUAAUAUUACGCAGCGCCUGAAAAUAGUUCAGAAUCGUCUCUCGGAAAUGCCAAGAUUUUCAUGCACUGCAUUAAAUCAUUGUGCCUGCUACAGUCAUGAUUUGACAAUAAAGUUUCUGAUUAUUAUGCCAGAAUGAGAGUAUAGUUCCUAGCUAUAUCGACCAAGAAAAUGGCAGCCUUUCGUAUUCUGUAAGUCUGAGUACAUGAUGAAACUACAGAAGAGUCAAGCUUUAAAAAGGAAAAUUAUUAAAACACUAUUUUUGAGCGAGAUUACUGACCAGUUUCACUAUUUUUGAAUCUAUUCAGCAUUUCCAGGUCUGGUGGGAGAACUUUUAGCUUAGCUUAGCAUAGAUCAUUGAAUCGUAUUAGACCAUUAGCAUCUCAAUCAAAAAAAAAAAAAAGUUCAAUAAUUUUCCAAUUUUAAGCUCAACUCUGUACUUCUGUAGUUAAUCGUGUACUUAGACUGAGGGAAAAUGGUAAGAUGCUAUUUUCUUGGCGCAUUAAUAUUAUGCAGCGCCUGAAAAUAGUUCUGAAUUGUCUCUCGCAAAUGUCAAGAUUUUCAUGCACUGCAUUAAAUCAUUGUGUCUGCUACAGCCGUGGUUCAACAGCAAAGUUCCUUGAUUAUUAUGCCAGAAUGAAAGUAUAGUUCCUAUCCAUAUCCUAUCUAUACCACCUAUAUCUAUAUCUCCUAUUUCCAGGUCUGGUGGGAGAACUUUUAGCUUAGCUUAGCAUAGAUCAUUGAAUCGGAUUAGACCAUUAGCAUUUCAAUCAAAAUUUUCAAAAAAGAUUUUCGAUAAUUUUCCUAUUUACAGUUUGACUCUGCUGUAGGUAAUCAUGUACUCAGACUGACAGAAAAUGAAAAGUUGCUGUUUUCUAGGUGCAAUAAUAAUUACACAGCGCCUGAAUAUAGCUCUGAAUAUAGCUCUGAGUCAUCUGUAGUUCUAAUAUGAGAGUAUAUUUUGUCAUUCUUAGAUGAAACUACAGAACAGUCAAGCUUAAAAUUGAAAAUGGAUAAAAACUAAUGGAUCAAAAAAGUGCUUCUGCCAGACUCAAAAACCGGCUGAAUGGAUUCAGAAAUUAUAAUGUUUAACUCUAGAGUUGUAAAAUGAGCCUGUUUUCUAUAAAAAAGUGUAGUGUUCCUUUUAAAAGUUGCUUUACACUACUCUAAAAGUGUAAAUAAUUUAUUUCAUCAAAUCUGCCCGGAUGGGUUGCGUGCUAUGUCAGAUGAAUUCAUGUAAUUUGACCUUUUUCACUAGUAGAACAUGACAUUGUUAUUUAUUAUAGACCCAUAUAGACUAACUACUGUAGGAAUUGUUGUAUUAUUUUGUACAUUUUUGCUGCUUUGAUUUUAUCUAUUGUUCACAUAUGUGACCCUGGACCACAAAACCAGUCAUCAGGGUGUUGUUUUUAUUAUUAAUAUUGAGAUUUAUGCAUAAUAUGAAAGCUGAUUAAACAUUCAACAACUGAUUUACAACUAUAUCUGCAUCUGGAUCUGAGGGUUCAGAAAAUAAUUAAAAUAUUUAGAAAAUCACCUUUGAAGUUGCUCAAAUUAAGUAGUUAAUGCAUAUUACUAAUAAAAAAUAAAGUUAUAUAAAAUAUAUAUUCAGGAUGCUCUGAUCGAUCGGCCAAAGAUCGGUAUUGGCCGAUAAUCCCAUUUUAUGACUUGAUCAGUACCAAGCGGCAACCUCCCGCUUUCCCUCGGGAAGCCAAUACGGAAGUAACUGAAACUGCAAUUCAUCAAAAUUCCGCUAGUCCUGGCUCCAUAAUAGAGCAAAUUGCAAUUGAGCCCACUGUUAGAAUGGCCAAAUUUACAGCAGAAAAAAAGGUGUUUACAGCCUGGUACAAAGAACGAUUUUGGUUCAUAUAGCUAUUAUUACCCUCCAAGACAACUGUGAGUGGGGUGAAUUUUUUUAAAACUCAUCCAUUUCCUUUAUAUUAGGUUAUAUUAAGUUUGCAUAAUUAAGGGCGUGGCCACUUGAGUGACAGCUAGGUCUUGCUGGUCGCUGUCACUUCACCUCAGCUGAAUCCGGCAGAUUAGCCACUGAUCUCGGCAUAUUCAUCGUAUUUCUGUGUUGUUUUAUGUGGCUUUACACAGUCAGCUGCCUUUUGGACUUAUUUCUUACAAUUAUCAGAUGAUAUGGGAUGCUGUGUGCACUUAAUUGUGCUCACAAACCAUUCAUGUGGCCUCCGUUUCCCAUGUGAGUAAAGUUAUAUACUUAUAUACCAUCUCUAUAAAUGUAUUUGUUUUAUUCAAGAUCAUUUAUCAUUAAUAUUUUUCUUUAGAGCUGUAAAGCACUCCAGAAUGUGACAGAUUGAUUAGCUGUAGGCUCUAGAACAGUCAUCUGAAGCGUUGAAAUACAGUGUUAUGCUGGAGUUCAUCAAUAGUCUUGCAUUUACUAACACACACUAUAUCUGAAGUGUUUGGAAGUAAUUCGCGUGUUCCUUCUGUAGAUAAACGUCAUAAGAACAAUGCUUAGUGGCUCAAUGUGUUACUACAGUGUUUUGGAAAGUCUAAACACUUUAUUGAUAUAGUGUACAACCAAGCACAUGUGGUCAGAACACAAACGAGUCGCAGGUAAUAAAGUAUCAAGCGUUUCUCCCAAAGUAAAGUCUGUCUGCCAGGUCUAAGCAAAGUGCCAGCAGGUGUCUGUAGCUCCGCUCACUCUCCGCCUCUUUGCCCUUGUUUGGUAUCUCGCCGUGGGUGCGAUGACGCGUGAACAAAAUGGCGACGGUUGGCCGCGCCUACUUGUAGCUUCUUUUGCAGUGUUCAGAAACCUAUGGGUGACGUCACGGAUGCUACGUCCAUAUAUUUUACAGUCUAUGAUCAGUUCUCGUGAAUUUGGCCGAUCUCAAGAACCGAUCGCAAGUGUUUGUUUGUGAGUUUAUAAGAUGCAUGUGCAUAUCCACAUAUGACAUAUGUUUAAGUGAUUAUAUACAGCAAUCUUAAUUUAUUCUUUUAGGUAAGAAGAAAACUCCAAUUAAGCAUCACAUUUAGUGGGAAAAUGUGCUUUAUGCAUUAUAAAGCUUCGGUACUCUGUAUCGGCAGAUAACCAUGACAAGGAAUCGGUACUCUAUAUCGGAGCAUCCCUAAUAAAUAUUUAUACAAUAGGAAAUUUGGUCCCAAUUUAUAUUAAGUGUCCUUAACUAAUAUGUACUUACAGAGAAAUUAAUAAUUCGUUACAAUAUACUUAAUGUGUAAAUUACAUGUAUUUACUGUGUACUUAUGCUUGAUUAAAUACCUGUAUGUAAUUACAUCUGUAAUUACAUUUGUAAAUACACUGUUGACCAUCACUUACACCUUAACCCACCCGUAAACCUACCCAUACCACCAAACCUGUCCAUAACCCUACCCCUAUCCCAACUCAAGAGCACCAGAAGUGUUCUCAAAUACAUUAUAAACACAGUAAGCACAUUGUAUUCAUUUUUUUGAUGCAAUUACAUAGUAGUUAAGGACACUUAAUAUAAACUGGGACUGGAAAUUUACAAAAGAUCUUCAUGGAACAUGAGCUGGAAAUGUCUUGUAAUGACGAUUUGGCAUAAAAGAGAAAUUGCACAUUUUGAAGUAUUUCUGGCUAUUCACAUUAAAAUUGUUUUAUUUUUUCACCAUUUUGUUCUCCAGGGUCACAUCUUUAAGUUGUUUUGGAUAAAAGCGACUGGCAAAUGAUGUCAAAUGUAAACAUCAUCUUUUUAAAGCUUAUCAGUGAUCGCGAGUAAAUGCAACAGAAGUAAACAAGUCCAAAACUGCAAUAUGUUAAUCAUGCGAAUGACAUUAAAUAUUAAACGCCUGCACCACAGAUCAGUGUGGUAAACCUUUUUUUUUAAAUGUUCUCAAUAAAUCAGUCAUUUC